This is a messenger RNA of Eutrema salsugineum, 4173 nucleotides long. RefSeq names its product kinesin-like protein KIN-4C. The transcript is spliced from 26 exons. Gene Ontology annotation, biological process: microtubule-based movement; mitotic spindle organization. The record is from RefSeq and is a predicted model, not a curated record. Gene Ontology annotation, molecular function: microtubule motor activity; microtubule binding; ATP binding. NCBI's taxonomy places the organism in Eukaryota, Viridiplantae, Streptophyta, Magnoliopsida, Brassicales, Brassicaceae. The coding region runs from base 184 to 4023 and encodes 1279 amino acids.
CUUCAAAUUUUGAAUUCUCUCCUCCCCAUUUUCCCAUUUCGCGAGAAUUUUCAGCUUGCUGAAAUACCUAGCUCUCUGUUCUUGGAUUCAAUCUACAUUUCGUGGUGUUGAUUGGGUUUUCUUCGUGAAUCAUUUUCUGGAUUGGAUCCGUAAUCUGGGUUUCUGGGUUUGGAAUCGCCGGAGAUGGAGAGCACAGAGUGCGUCCGAGUUGCAGUCAAUAUCCGUCCGUUGAUUACGCCGGAGCUUCUUAACGGAUGCACAGAUUGCAUCACCGUUGCUCCCAAGGAGCCACAGGUUCACAUAGGUUCACAUAGUUUUACAUACGAUUUCGUAUUUGGAAAUGCUGGGUACCCGUGUUUGGAGAUCUACGAUCAUUGUGUUGCUCCACUUGUGGAAGCACUAUUUAAGGGAUAUAAUGCUACAGUUCUAGCCUACGGCCAGACUGGUUCAGGUAAAACAUACACUAUGGGUACUAAUUACACUGGAGAUGGAACAAAUGGUGGUAUCAUACCAAAAGUGAUGGAAGAUAUAUUUAGAAGAGUGGAGACUACCAAAGAUUCCACCGAACUAUUGAUACGGGUAUCUUUUAUUGAGAUAUUCAAGGAAGAAGUUUUCGAUUUGCUUGACUCAAAUUCGUCGGCCCUCCAAAAAAAUGAUGGUGGGGUUCAGGCCAAGCACGUUGCCCUCUCAAGAGCUCCAAUUCAAAUCAGAGAAACUACUAGUGGAGGGAUAACUUUGGCUGGCGUUACAGAGGCAGAAGUGAAGACGAAAGAGGAGAUGUGCUCUUAUCUAUCACGAGGCUCUUUAUCUCGUGCUACUGCCAGCACAAACAUGAAUAGCCAAUCAAGUCGGUCUCACGCAAUCUUCACAAUCACUCUAGAACAAAAGAGUGAAGAAGCUAGUGAAGAUAUCCUGUGUGCAAAACUACAUUUGGUAGACCUAGCUGGCUCAGAACGAGCAAAACGAACAGGAGCCGAUGGGAUGCGUUUCAAAGAAGGAGUCCAUAUCAACAAAGGUUUACUAGCUCUGGGAAAUGUAAUCAGUGCAUUAGGAGAUGAGAGAAAGAGAAAGGAAGGAGGUCAUGUUCCUUACAGAGACAGCAAAUUAACUCGCCUGCUCCAGGAUUCCCUUGGUGGCAAUAGUAAAACAGUGAUGAUCGCUUGCGUAAGUCCAGCUGAUACAAAUGCUGAGGAGACACUGAAUACACUGAAGUAUGCAAAUCGUGCUCGCAAUAUUCAAAACAAAGCAGUGAUCAAUCGAGACCCAGCAGCGGCACUAAUGCAAAGUAUGCGGAGUCAAAUUGAGCAGCUGCAGACAGAACUCAGGUUCUAUCGGGGAGACAGUGGCGCUUUUGAUGAGCUCCAGAUUCUCAAGCAUAAAAUAUCACUGCUUGAGGCAAGCAAUCGUGAGCUACAAAAUGAACUUCAAGAACGGAGAGUUGCAUGUGAGCAUUUCUCAAAGCGUGCUUACGAUGCUCAGGUUGAAAAGGACAAACUAAUUUUGACAAUUGAAUCUGUUCGAAAUGGUAAAUCUUUGGAUGAGAUUGAAUCCUGCCAAAAUGAGGAUGUUGGUUUGGUCAACAAGUACGUUUCAAAAAUCCAAGAGCUGGAAGGAGAGCUGUUGCAUAUCAAAAGCUUAAAGAAAUCCAGUAAUUGCCAAUACUCUGAGUCUACUGAUUCCUAUGACGAUGGGCCUCGUUCGAGUAAUGUUUUGUUCCCCUCAUCUAAUGAGUCGUCAGAUUGUGAAGAGAAAGUAAUGGAUGUCACUGAUGAGAUUGAAUUUCAAGAAAAAGAGCUUGAACAUUGCUCACUUCAAGAAAAGUUGGACAUGGAGCUGAAGGAAUUGGAUAAGCGACUUGAAGAAAAGGAGGCUGAAAUGAAGCGUUAUUCAAGUGGUGGUACAUCUGUUCUCAAGCAACAUUAUGAGAAAAAGGUUCAUGAACUAGAACAGGAAAAAAGAGCAUUGCAGAGAGAAAUUGAAGGUUUGAGACAGAACCUUGCUAGCAUACCAUCUGCCCCAGGCGAUGGUGCCCAAAAACUAAAGGAAGAGUAUCUUCAGAAACUGAACACGCUUGAAACCCAGGUUUCUGAGUUGAAAAAGAAACAAGAUCAACAAGCUCAACUCUUGAGGCAAAAGCAGAAAAGUGAUGAUGCGGCAAGAAAACUGCAAGAUGAAAUACACAGAAUUAAGUCCCAGAAGGUGCAAUUGCAGCAAAAGAUAAAGCAAGAGUCAGAGCAGUUCAGGGCUUGGAAGGCUUCGAGAGAGAAAGAAGUCAUGCAGCUCAAAAAAGAGGGAAGGAGAAAUGAGUAUGAGAUGCACAAACUCAUGGCUUUGAAUCAAAAACAGAAGCUGGUUUUGCAAAGAAAGACAGAAGAGGCAUCUCAGGCGACAAAAAGACUUAAAGAUCUUUUAGAAACUCGAAAAGCGUCUUCACGCGAGACAUUGAGUGGGGCAAGUGUUAAUGGUCCAGGAACUCAGGCAUUGAUGCAAGCAAUUGAGCAUGAGAUUGAAGUCACCGUUCGGGUUCAUGAAGUGCGUUCUGAAUACGAGAGGCAAAUAGAAGAGAGAGCAAGAAUGGCUCAGGAAGUUGCUAGGCUAAGGGAAGAGAACGAGUUACUCAAGAAUGCCAAGAUAAGCGUUGAUAGUGAUACCAUGUCUCCGGGUGCAAGAAACUCAAGGAUCUUUGCUCUUGAGAAUAUGCUUGCGACCUCUUCAAACACUCUCGUUUCCAUGGCAUCACAGUUAUCUGAAGCAGAGGAACGUGAGCGUGUGUUUGGUGGAAGAGGAAGGUGGAACCAAGUUCGAACAUUAGGUGACGCGAAGAGCAUCAUGAACUAUCUCUUCAAUCUGGCAUCAACUGCGAGAUGUCUAGCUCGAGAUAAAGAGGCAGACUGCAGAGAAAAGGAUGUCCUUAUAAGAGACCUGAAAGAAAAAAUAGUAAAGUUUAGUAGUUUCGUUCGAGUCUUGGAAAUCCAAAAAGCAGACCUCGCUCACCAGGUCAAGGCACAGGCCUCUGCAUUGGAGAAAUGGUCUGCAGAGGAGAAGAACUCGGGUAUAAUAAUUCUUGACGACUUGGAUAAGCAGGAAGCCCGGAGCUCGGUUAUAGUUAUUGAGGACAUGGAUACGUCUGAUUCUGAAGAAGAGUCGGACCAUGAACGGGAAGGUCGAGAUCUUGAUGAUGAAUGGAGACCUGAACAAGAAUCAGAGCGUGACUCGGAACAGGAAUCUGUUAGAAAGCUCAAUAAGAAACGGAACUUCAAAGUGGGCAGACGGCGCUCUAGCGUGGUGCCAAGGCGUUCAUAUGAAGAGAACUCGGAUGCUUCUGCAGUGAGAUCCACAUCAUCAUCUGAUGUGUGUUGCAGUUGCAGUAGAAACUCUUCUUGCAAGACGAUGAAGUGUCAAUGCCGAGCUAGAAAGGGAUCUUGUGGUGCAUCAUGCGGAUGUUCUUCAGUGAGAUGUUCCAACAGAAACGCAGACUCAGAUUCAGAGGCCUUUGAGGACAGUGAGAAGGACAAAGAACAACAACAAGUCCUUGCUUCACGUGGAGCAAUGCUGCUGCAAAACGCACUUGCUGACAAGCCAGUGGAGGAAACUAAUGAUGAUGAAGGAACCAGGAAGAAAAGAAAACCUCUAUCAGACAUCGGAAACACAACGGGUAAAUCGAAUGUGCCAAAGCCAAGCCAAAGAAAGAAAUGGAAGAAGCCUGUGCUUCAGAUUGUUGUAGGUCCAACACCAACACCAACACCAACACUAGCACCAACACUAGCACCAAUGCCGCCAGCUACAUCUCAGGAGGAAGCUAAUUCGGACUCAGGAGAGGCAAAUAGCAUCAAACUAAAGCUACCGAGGGCAAUGAUGAGGCCAGCGUCUUCUAAUGGCAGCAACUUGCUGAGAGAGAGAAACGCUGAACAAAGCGGUGGUGAACCACCAGUCGGUAAUGGUGGUUUCGUGCAGAGCAAUUCGGGUAGGGCAAGUGGAAGCAGAACUUCUGAUGAAAAGGAGAACAACACUCGUCGGAUCUAACCAGGAAACAAAGACGUUGCCUGAGGGAUGGAUUUGUAGCUUAGAUUUCUAAAUUUUGAAGUUUAAUCAGUGUUGUGACUUGUGAAAUUAACUUCGAUUUUCGAUUCCGGUUGUCGUGAAUCGUUUUGGUUCGAUUAAACCCAGGCACCA